AUAAACCCUAACCCCAUCUUUAUAAACCCAACAUUUCUUGGCUUUUUCUUUCAAACUCAGACAAAAAAACAAAGAAAACAAAAGAUUAUCGAAUUGCAAAAAAUGGCUCUAGCUCGUUUGGCUUUGAGAAACCUUCAACAAAAAUUGUCUCCUAGUCUAAUGGGUCAAUCUUGUGAAAGGGGUUUGGUCGGAAAUCGACAUAAUCCAAUGAAGCUAAACAGAUUCAUGGCUACUUCGGCUGGUGAACAAGAAGAUAAGAAGAACACAGAAGUGAGUGUGUCUGAGAAGAAAUCUCCUCGACGGAAUUUCCCACGGAGACGUGGCCGGAAAAGUCUCUGGCGUAACACCGACGAUCAUGGCUACUUCGUUCCCACCCUAAAUGAGUUCUUUCCUCCGACUCUAGGAAAUGCUCUGAUGCAAGCAACAGAGAACAUAAACAGAAUUUUCGACAAUUUCAACAUUAGACCAUCACAACUAUUCGGUCAAGUGAAAGAGCAAGACGACUGUUACAAACUCAGAUACGAGGUUCCGGGGCUAACCAAAGAUGACGUGAAGAUCACGGUAGAUGAUGGAAUCUUGACGAUUAAAGGAGAACACAAGGCGGAGGAAGAAAAAGGUUCACCUGAAGAAGACGAGUACUGGUCUUCAAAGAGUUAUGGUUACUACAACACGAGCUUGUCGUUGCCUGAUGAUGCUAAGGUUGAUGAUAUCAAAGCAGAGCUCAAGAAUGGUGUGCUUAAUCUUGUGAUUCCUAGGACGGAGAAGCCAAAGAAGGAUGUUCAGGAGAUUUCUGUUGAGUAAGGACACGGUGUCGCUUUUUGUGUCUUUGAUGGACUAAGCAAAUAAUGUUGUAUCCUUUCAUGUUUUGUAAUGAGAAUGGAAUAAAUUGCUAAUUAACGU
Molecule: messenger RNA, 900 nt
Organism: Arabidopsis arenosa
Lineage: Eukaryota; Viridiplantae; Streptophyta; Magnoliopsida; Brassicales; Brassicaceae
Source: the annotation of a GenBank genome assembly